Molecule: messenger RNA, 1265 nt
Organism: Marmota flaviventris (yellow-bellied marmot)
Lineage: Eukaryota; Metazoa; Chordata; Mammalia; Rodentia; Sciuridae
Source: RefSeq, a predicted model, not a curated record
CGCUUCCUGGGGACGGAGCCGGGCACUGAGGAGCGACAGGACCCGGAGGAGGCAAGGCAGCAAGGGAAGGAGGACCCCGGCAGGCGACAACAUGAAAUUCAGCCCCGCGCACUACUUGCUGCCUCUCCUGCCAGCGCUGGUACUCAGCACCAGACAGGACUAUGAAGAGCUAGAAAAGCAGCUGAAAGAAGUAUUUAAGGAGCGGAGCACCAUCCUCCGUCAGCUGACAAAGACAUCAAGAGAGCUUGAUGGAAUUAAAGUCAACCUUCAGUCUUUAAAAAAUGAUGAGCAAUCUGCCAAAACUGAUGUUCAGAAGCUUCUGGAAUUAGGCCAGAAACAAAGAGAAGAAAUGAAGUCUCUCCAGGAGGCCUUACAAAAUCAACUUAAAGAGACAUCUGAGAAAGCAGAGAAACACCAGGCUACUAUUAACUUUUUAAAGACUGAAGUGGAAAGAAAGACCAAAAUGAUCCGAGACCUCCAGAAUGAGGCCCAACAGCUUACUGAUCUGGAACAAAAAUUAGCUGUAGCCAAAAAUGAACUAGAGAAAGCAGCUCUUGACAGGGAGUCACAGAUGAAAGCAAUGAAAGAGACUGUGCAACUCUGUUUGACAUCAGUUUUCCGUGAUCAACCUCCACCUUUGAGUCUAAUCACAACAAAUCCAGCUCAGAUGUUAUUUCCAACUAGGACAAUUGCUGCUAAGAUUCCAGAUGAAAAGACAAAAAGCAAGCCCCAGCAAAGUGCUACUGGAAACAAUGAAAACACUCGAGUUGAAUCAACUAAGAAAGAAAAUCCAAGUACCAUUCCUUGUGAUUCUCAAGAUGAGGGCAGAACCUGUUUAACAAAACACAAGGACAGUCCCCCAAGAAAUGCAACUGCAGAUUCAGAGCCUGUCCCACAGAAAUUGCAAAUGCCUCUGUGUUCUGAAUGUGAAGUGAAAAAGGCUCCAGAGAAACAAUUAACCAGCUUUGAAGGGAUGGCGGCAAGAGAAGAGAAAAUACUGUAAAUACCAAGAAACUGUGUUAAAAACAUCCAUUUGCUCUUGUAUUCAUACUCUUUUUAGACAACAAGCUUGAUGGAAAUACUAAAUUUCUAAAGCAUGCAUUUUUUUCACGAUUUUAUGUAACUUUAUAAAGUAAUCUCCACGUAGUCUGAAAGUUUCCAAGCUGAUUAUGAUCCUUGAGCAAUAACCUAUACUGGAAGAGGAUUUCUAAUCAUAAGUAUUUCAAUGUCAUCACCAAAUUGCCCAGUAUAAAUUGUCCUGUUUU